This is a messenger RNA of Callorhinus ursinus (northern fur seal), 4353 nucleotides long. RefSeq names its product WT1 associated protein (gene WTAP). The record is from RefSeq and is a predicted model, not a curated record. NCBI's taxonomy places the organism in Eukaryota, Metazoa, Chordata, Mammalia, Carnivora, Otariidae. Gene Ontology annotation, biological process: mRNA modification; regulation of alternative mRNA splicing, via spliceosome. Gene Ontology annotation, cellular component: nucleus.
CUCAGCGCCAUUUUGUGGCAGCGAGACCCGCAAAUAAAGGGGAGCGACGGGGCUGCGGCGGUAGGAGGAGCGCGGGGGCCGGGGGUAGUGAGGUCUGGAGGUCUGGGCAGCGAGCGGGCAGCGCGGCCUUGGCCUAUGUGACUGGGCGGCGCCGGCGCGGCCUCCGUCUGGAGAGGAUUCAAGAUGACCAACGAGGAACCUCUUCCCAAAAAGGUUCGGCUGAGUGAAACAGACUUCAAAGUUAUGGCACGAGAUGAGUUAAUUCUAAGAUGGAAACAAUAUGAAGCAUAUGUCCAAGCUUUGGAGGGCAAGUACACAGAUCUUAAUUCUAAUGAUGUAACUGGGUUAAGGGAGUCUGAAGAAAAACUAAAGCAACAACAGCAAGAGUCUGCUCGCAGGGAAAACAUCCUUGUAAUGCGACUAGCAACCAAGGAGCAAGAGAUGCAAGAGUGUACUACUCAAAUCCAGUACCUCAAGCAAGUCCAGCAGCCUAGCGUUGCCCAACUGAGAUCAACAAUGGUAGACCCAGCGAUCAACUUGUUUUUCCUAAAAAUGAAAGGUGAACUGGAACAGACUAAAGACAAACUGGAACAAGCCCAAAAUGAACUGAGUGCCUGGAAGUUUACGCCUGAUAGAGGCCUGAUGGCGUCGGACUAUUCCGAAGAAGUGGCCACCUCCGAAAAAUUCCCCUUCUAGAACAUGUAGACACUUGAGAAAUGUUUCUGUUUGAAGAAAAUAGAGGGAGAAACAGAAGUUUUAAGUCUGUGGCACACUGUGUCUUCAGACAGUUUGGAGGAAUGAAAACCUAGAGAUUUAAAAUCAUGAAUUGAACAUGUAAAAUUCCAGUAAAAUGUAAAAAUGGAAUAUGCAUCGCUCUUAACCUUGAGCAUAGUGACUUAGAGACACUGUAUAUCAGUUUUGCCAAUAAGACUGUGGACUUCGUGAUUGUUGUUGAACUUCUGGGUCAAAACUCAAAUGAGGUGAAUUUUGCCUUUUAAAGAGUUUAUUUGCUAAGAACCAAUUUAAUAAUAGUCACGAGAGAAUCAAAUAAUAGAUGUCAGUACAAGUAGUUCAUAUAUUUAACCAUUUAGUUUGGGGCUCUAUAUUACUUGAUUGAGCCUUAAAUCAAUGUGGUUUUAAUCAAUGGUUUGUUCUUUGAAUGGUUGCUAAUGCUGUAGAUAAUCUUAUUGAGGACUGUACAAACAAAAAGGUGUGGUAUCAAACUUCAGGUUGAAACUGUUUGAAGCAUUAUAAACAUUCAUUUCACUACUAGAUUGUAUAAGGAUAUUGGCUGUGAUGAGACUCACUGCAUUAUUUUUUUUAGUAGUGAAAUUAAAUCCCCAUUCCAUUCAACAGGCACAUGUUGAAAGAGCAUUGUCGUUGGUGUUAAUGGGGGAAUGUGUUUCCUUCAUUGUAUUUGGGCCUUUUGUAUUGCACUCUUGAUAUUAAAUUAAAUGUGCCUUGAAAUAGUUGUUUUUUUUUUUUUUUUUAAGUUCAAGGAAUACUAUGAUGAUUUUGUUGUACUUUUAACAUUUUGAUUUGGGGGGCUGUGGAGAGCAGAUUGAUUUUGGAAAAAUUGUUGCUGUGCUCUUCAAAGUGAAGGAAAAGGCUGUGUCUCAUUUUUAAAGACCUACGUUUUUCCAGCUGGUAUCAUAAAAGACAAGGAGACUUGACACUUGUUACUUUUUGACACCUUGUCCCAGGAUAUUGCAGUAGAAAUUAAUGUGGGACAGCUUCACAGGGUGCCUACCAGAAGAUUGGGGAAAUAAUGUAUUGGAACUGUGGGCUGGCCUAAGUGAGACAUUUUGUGAAUUGAAAAAAAGGUAUAGUGAUCAUUUCUAGCAAAUUCAUUUGAUCAUUUAGAUAAAUGAGGCAUUAUUUUCUUCAUGCUUCCAUCCAAUCCUGGAGGUGAAUUUUUUUCGUCAGAUCAUUCUAUAAGUCACCAGUGCGAAUUUUCACUUGGUGAUAAUGGAGUCUAAGAUGAGUGGAAGAUAUAUGUUCCAGAUUGUCCCAACGUUUAAGUGCAGUUUUAACAAGGGUGACUUAAGUUCUCUCUUAACCAUUCAAAUCAAUUGUAAGUAUCUUGUAUGUUUGUGCUUUAGGGAACUGAUUGUGGGGCAGAGGGUGGGUUGAAGAAGUGGUUUGUGUGACUUUACAGCAAGAAAUCCGCUUCUAAAAUUCUCACUAUUUGUGGGGUUGGAGGGUAAGUAACCAAAUCUGUUUGAAAUUAGCUUAUUGUGCCACAUUAAGGCAUUUGCAUAUAUUUUAUGCCAUUUAAGAUCACAGUAGAAAUGGCCUACGUAUUUUUAGUAAGUCAAGAAAUAAUUCAUAAAAUGUAUUAUUAACGUGUACUCAGAUUUAUUAGCUAGCAUCUUUCUUUGCCGCUUAGGUAAGAGUCACUGUGAGGUCUGUGGAUUUUUUUCUUCUUACUGUUAAAAACGUUUUUUAAUAAGUUAAUACAGGCUCAUGUGUAAAAUUGGAACAGCAUGAAGAAAGAUGGAGACAAAAAGUGAGAGUCACUCCUGGAUGUGACCUUUCCUUCCCCAAUCUGUUCUCCAAGAGCAGUAACCACUGCUAAGUUUCUUGGGUAUCAUCAAGAUUAUGCAUAUACAGUCAUUUUAUAGAUACCGAUUUUAAACAAAUGUGAACGUACAUAACAUAGAUGAUUGAAGCUUGGUGUCCCCCCUCCCAACACACAUUUUAUCCCUUUCACAGUUUUUUAUCUUUUAAGUACAUUUAGAUUACUUAAUUUUUAAUGGUUACAUAAUAUUUUCUUUGUAUUAAUAAAUCAUAAUUUAUUUUAAUCACCUGUAAAUGGAUUUUUGUUCUGUAAAGAAUAGGCUAUAAACGGUACUAUAAAUACAUCAUUAACGUGAAACAGUGCUCAGUCAGUACUGUGUUUGGAAUAAUUAAAAUAGAAUGGGUUGUGGGUCCCCCCCACAUACACACACUUUCUUACUCUGUUUUAAUUUUGAAAGAGAAAGAUUGAGUUAUCUUCUCUGCUUUAGUUAAAAUAUUCCAUACAUGUAACACUGCAUAUAUUUUAAGAGUAUUUAAGAGCGAUCUAUUUCAGUUGUUUUGACAGUUCUGUUUUGCAUUUAAUCAUUUAGGUAAUUUUGUGUACACCUCUCAGAUAUCUUGGCCCCCUUCCUUGUGAUUAUAAAGCAAUGUAUAGUGUCUGUUCUUUUUCAUAAAUCUUUCUCUCAAACUGUUUCCUUUCAUAUUUUCUUUGGAAUUAUUUGAUUUUAGGAAUGGGUUGGGGGGGGUUGUAAUUAAAGAAAAUUAUUCCAAAGACAGUUACUUGUAAUUGAACUCUUCUCAUUUUGGGGGAUGUGAUGAACACAACAUAAAUCUUAUAUGACAUGGUAAAAUGACAAAAUACGUAAAGAACAGUUUUGUUAAGACUUGUAGAAGUGAUAGGAUUAUCUUAGAGCAGGCCUUUAUAAAAAGGUACUACGACUAUGAAUGAAACAUUUUUUUGCAUUCACUUUAUGAUAGACUUUAUAUGAGAUUAAGUUAGGUCACAAAUUACUGGUUUUACAGUAUUUUUUUCUGCUCUCAAAUUCAUAGAAGGAUUUUCAGGUUAGUUGGAGAACAUUGAUGCUAUAUAGACUUUGUGUAAGAAAACAAAAUUAUGGGAGCAUGGACAGUAAGGUGGGAGGAGUGCCACUACCUGACAGUGGUACCUAUCUCUGAACUCCCUCGUGAGAUUUCUAAACUGUUCAUUGGAGGCCAAAGUCUGAGGGUGAUACUGGGAAAUGGCGGGGAGGGGAGUUGUCUGGAGCUACAGUUGCAAUGAACAAGAACACCAGCUAAAGUUGCCAUAUAGAGAAUAAAACCCUUAGCAAGUGCUUUCACCUGAGGCUGCUUUGAGCAGCAGUAACCCAGGUUUUACUGUACCACAGAUAAAUUUAAAUUACCAACUUUUGCUUGAAUUACAUUAGGGUAGGAUAUGUACUAUGGGUAAAAAAAAAAAAAAAAAACACCUUACAACAUGGAGUCAAAAGAAUGAGAAUCAUUUACAAAAUGCUCUCAUUUUAAGUCUGAAGGCCUUUGGUAAUCAGGUUCAGAUGCAUUCUGAAGUGAUAUAUCAGACGGGUGAAAGCCCCGGUAGGUGAAGGAAAGAAAGUGUCAGCAAAAAAAUUUUCUAACCAGUUAGGUUAGGUCUUUCUGAACUUAACACCAUCAGAAGAGUAUCAGACUGUCCCUGGUGGAGCAUGUGACUCUUGAUUUCGGGGUUGUGAGUUCAAGCACCACAUUGGGUGUAGAGCCCACUUAAUUUUUUUUUUAAAUAUCAGGCUGUCCUAGUCAAGUAUCAGGUAACAUCACAAUUAUGUACUUAAAUCAGAUCCC